This is a messenger RNA of Neogale vison (American mink), 891 nucleotides long. RefSeq names its product coiled-coil domain containing 197 (gene CCDC197). The transcript has 7 exons. Bases 1 to 891 code for a protein of 296 amino acids. The record is from RefSeq and is a predicted model, not a curated record. NCBI's taxonomy places the organism in Eukaryota, Metazoa, Chordata, Mammalia, Carnivora, Mustelidae.
AUGCUGGUGGCCAUGGACACCAGCCAGGGGGCUGGCCCGAGCAUUGCCAGUGACAAGGACAGGGACCUGCAGGAGCUGUUGCAGGAACUCGGCCAGCUCCAGGCAAAGCAGAGGAAGCUGAAGAGAGAGGUCGAGAAGCACAAGCUUUUUGAAGACUAUCUGAUUAAGGUCCUUGAGAUAAUCCCUAAGGGCCACAAUGAAGGGGAAGAGCCAGAGGGGCCAGACAAGGCCCUGGUGGGGGCCAUGGUGGAGCACUAUGGGCAGCUCUUCACGAUCAGCCAGGACAUCCAGGAGUAUCUGGAAGCCUUCUCCAAGAUGUGCCAGGUCUUCCACCAGAGGCUGGAAUCUCUCGAGGAGAGCCACAGGGCUCUUAUCCCGACCCUCAAGAUUCGGCUGUGUCAGCUGCAGAAGCGAUGUCAUCAUGAGUGGAAGCUGUGGGGGUUGGGACACCGUGUCACCUCCCAGAAGGACAUGGACAGCUAUAAUGUGGAAAGCAAGACCACCACCACUGGCCACAACCCUGAAGAUCUUAAGUCUAGGACUCUGGGGCUGCCCAGAAACGAGCUGCUCAACAACCUGCAAAGGAUCAUCAACAAUAUGGUCCGGCAGUGCUCCGCCUCCGCCCACCGCUCCGCCUCCGCCCACCGCGCACCUGAGAGCAUGGGCCUCUUCUCGAAGCUCGACCUGAUUCAGGAAUUUAUGUUGGACAAAAUGGAGACAGUGAAAUUUAUCUCUCUGCUCAUGGAACCCAGAGUAUGCUGGUCAGGGGACCGUCUCAAGAACCACAGAAGAUACUCCAGCUCCUUCAGGAAAUGCCCAAGGAAUCAAGAUUCGGUCCCCAGAACUCCCCAUCCAGGCACCCAGACUUCGGAGCGCUCCAGCUUGAGCUGA